AUUAAUAAAAGGUAACGAGAUUUUAUUGUAAUAAGUAAUUUGUUUAAGAUGGCGGUGUGGGGUACAUUAUUUUUGUUGGCGGUUGCUGGGACUUCGGUUCUAGCAGAAGAUAGGGGCACCUUCCCUGAAGUUGCGAGAGCUGCCGGCUCUCGCAUUGUGUCAGGAUGGGAGGCAAAGGAAGGCCAAUUCCCCCACCAAUUCUCUCUCCGAAUGAUUAACCCCAUCGGUCAGGUGUUCGCUUGCGGUGGUUCCGUCAUCAGCUCCGGCUGGGGUCUGACUGCUGCUCACUGCACAGCUGGUCGUAUCUCCUUCGUGAUCCGUGCUGGUGUCGUCAACCUGACCCGCCCCGGAAUCAUCUUCGAGACCACUGACUUCUACAACCACCCUCUGUACAACAAUAACUUGCCCGGAGUUGUCCAGCCCAAUGACAUCGGUCUCCUCCGCUUCAACAGGGACCUUGAAUUCUCCGACACCAUCCAGCCAAUCAGGCUGCAGCGCACUGCUGACAGGGACAUCAACUACGCCGGCGUUAUCUCUAUUGCCAGCGGAUGGGGUAACACUUGGACCCAAGGCACAUCCCCCGAGAACUUGAACUGGGUGUACCUGACUCUGACCUCCAACGCCGCUUGCUGGGCCGCCUUCGGCUUCAGCUCCAUCAUCCAGCCCAGCACCAUCUGCGCUGCCAGCUACAACGUUACCAGCCAGUCUACUUGCCAGGGUGACAGCGGUGGGCCCCUCACUAUUGUUGAAGAUGACGGCAUCACCACCCAGGUCGGAGUGACUUCCUUCGUCUCCAGCUCCGGUUGCCACACUGACAUUCCUGCUGGUUUCAUCCGUACCGGCUACUACCACGACUGGUACACAGAUGUGACUGGCAUCGACUUCGAAGGUCUAUACACAACUACAUCCACAACUGAAGCCGUGUCGACUGUAACUAGUCCUGAAGAGACGACACAGCCUGAGGAUACCACCACGGAAGCUGCUCCUGAAGACACAACCUCUGUAGCACCUGAGGACACGACCACUGAAGCUGCUCCCGAGGACACAACUCCUGCCGCCCCUGAGGAUUCUACCACAGAGGCUGCACCAGAAGAUACAACGGUUGUUGAUCCGGAAACUACUACUACUGAGGUUGCCCCAGAAGACACAACUUCUGCUGCCCCUGAGGAUACCACAACUGAGGCUGCGCCAGAAGACACUACUGUUGUCGACCCUGAAGAAACCACAACUGAAGCCGCACCAGAAGACACAACUUCAGCCCCUGAGGAUACCACCACUGAAGCUGCCCCCGAGGAAUCCACCACGGAGGCUGCAACCACCGCGGAACCUGAAGAUUCUUCCGAGUCUUCUGAAUCUUCUGAGUCUUCCUCUUCAUCCGAGGAAUCCGAGGAAGAUUAAGCUAUAAGCUGUUAAAUUAUUAUCUCUUACAUUAAUUAGUCAUUAAUAAUUCCGAUGGUAACCUCUAAUAAAGAAUUUUCGAUUUUA
Molecule: messenger RNA, 1485 nt
Organism: Trichoplusia ni (cabbage looper)
Lineage: Eukaryota; Metazoa; Arthropoda; Insecta; Lepidoptera; Noctuidae
Product: collagenase-like
Exons: 8
Coding region: 49-1398 (449 amino acids)
Biological process (GO): proteolysis
Molecular function (GO): serine-type endopeptidase activity
Source: RefSeq, a predicted model, not a curated record